Molecule: messenger RNA, 1331 nt
Organism: Tripterygium wilfordii
Lineage: Eukaryota; Viridiplantae; Streptophyta; Magnoliopsida; Celastrales; Celastraceae
Exons: 5
Coding region: 121-1095 (324 amino acids)
Biological process (GO): protein deubiquitination; endoplasmic reticulum unfolded protein response
Cellular component (GO): nucleus; cytosol
Molecular function (GO): cysteine-type deubiquitinase activity
Source: RefSeq, a predicted model, not a curated record
AAAUGUUGAAGGAGCUAGUUAUAAGAGCUUUCUCGCAAUUCCUUUCUUGUGCUCCAGAUGGGUGCGUAGAUUAAGCUUGUGAUCACCUGUAGGUGUAAGAUAGUAUAGAGCACCACUGAUAUGCUUGGUGUACUGUGUGUGCGCCCCAAGCCUUGGAUCUUCAAUCUCCUCCACGGCUCGGCGGCGCCUCACCACUGUCGGCUCUCUCAAAGCCCGAUUCAUUUCCUCGAUUCCACCAGCAACCGGUUGCGUCGUCACUCCAGCGCUGCCUGUCAUCUCGACGGCUCUGUUGGCGGUGGCGCUGCGGCUAUAUGGCACGUGAUCCUUCCUUCCUCGACUCGCCGGCGAGGGAGCGAACUCAGGCGGCCGGUGGAGCAGAGAGGGGAGGGGUCGUGGAAUGUCGCGUGGGAUGCUCGCCCUGCGCGGUGGCUUCAUUGGCCGGAUUCUGCUUGGCUGAUGUUUGGAGUCUGCCCCUGCCUUGCGCCGUUCGAUUUGAUCGAUGAGGACGCGGAGACCAGUGGCGUUGUGGAGGAGAAGAUUGACGGUUGCGAAUUGAUUGAGAGAACAACAACAGAGGAAACUGUGAGGUGUUCUGAUGAGAAAAAUGACAAGUCUGCUGAUUACAAAGUCACAGGGGUGAUGGCAGAUGGGCGGUGCCUAUUUAGAGCAAUUGCUCAUGGGGCAUGCUUGAGAAGUGGCGAGCAAGCACCUGAUGAGAAUCGACAAACAGAACUCGCCGAUGAGUUAAGAGCCCAAGUUGUGGAUGAGCUCUUAAAGAGGCGGGAAGAAUCGGAAUGGUUCAUCGAAGAAGACUUUGAUACGUACGUGAAGAGAAUUCAGCAGCCUUAUGUAUGGGGUGGAGAACCUGAGUUGCUGAUGGCCUCUCAUGUUUUGAAGACACUGAUAUCAGUCUACAUGAAAGAUAGAACCUCAGGUAAUUUGGUGAUCAUAGCAAAUUACGGUGAAGAAUAUCGAAAGGACAAUGAGAGCCCCAUUAAUGUGCUUUUUCAUGGAUAUGGUCACUAUGACAUAGUUGAGACUUGCUUGGACAAAAUGUUGCCAAACAGUUAUCCUGUAGAAGUUGGGUGUUGUUAAUUGGUGUACUACUAGCCAUAGAUCAAGGGAGUCGGAAUAAGACAUAUUGCACAUAAACAAUAAUGCCUUGGAACUGCUACAGCAAGCUUGAGCAGUAGGUUUGUUAAAUUUUUGUAGGUGCUAAGACCUCGGUUUCAAUUUCUUAACAUUUCAGCCAUACAAGCUAAUAAUUGAUCUACUGGGUGUUCCGGAUGGUUAAUUCUUUCAUUAAAUAAGUAGUGUGAUAUUUUUCUUUA